AUGCAGACCACGCAGCCAGUGAGCCUCCAAUCGCAGCGUCUCCAGGGCAUCUACAUCCUGGACAACAGCGACAGCUCUGGGAUCCCCCACAGUGCCGGCAGUUCGGCAAGCAAUUCUCCCGAUCACUAUGAACGUUUCUCACCACCGACCCAUUUGAUGGACCUCAGCAGCCCACCUGAGCACAGAGACCUGCCAGGUUACCAGCCCCAUCACCACCAUCAGAUGGUCUACCAGCCACCUGGCUACCUGAUGUACGAUAACCAGGAUGAUGACAAGAGGUACCAGGAGCACACUAAUGGAAAGAUUCUGAGGGACCUCCAGGCGGAAGUGUCCGAAUACGAUCGACGUAUGCACGACAAUUCACCUGGUUUCCUGUCUGAUCACAGUAGAGAUCACGAGCAGAGCCUCUACCUGACGCCAUCGCCUCAGAUGUACUCGUCCGGCGGCGAGGAGAUCGUCCCGCCCAGACAUCAAACUCACGGGUACCAUCACGUGGAGCCAGUAGAGUACAAACCGGAUGUGGUCGAGUACAAACCAGAGAUCGAGCAGCACAGGUACAAACAGGUGGACAUGGUACAGAUGACAGAACCGUCGUCCUCCACCAAGAGCUACCCAAUCGAGGGGUCCAGGGCUAAUGGCAAGAGGAAACGGAAGUCUAGCUGCGGCGAGAACGAGUCCGAGGGCGAGAGCACAGCUUCCUCCACGAAGUCGAAAGUGAGGAGGAAAAGCGGGGCCACCUUCGAGGAGAUUCAGAAUCAGAGGGUGAUGGCCAACGUCAGGGAGAGACAGAGGACGCAGAGCCUGAAUGAGGCGUUUGCUGCGCUGAGGAAAAUCAUACCGACGUUGCCUAGUGAUAAACUGAGCAAGAUACAGACCUUGAAACUGGCCACCAGGUAUAUCGACUUCCUGUUCCAAGUCCUGCACUGCAAUAUGGAGAACACCGACGGCGCUGAGGAGUCUGGUGACAGAGCACCAAGGGGCGCAGUGCUGGCAGCAAGAGAAAUAACGUCGUCGUCGUGCAGCUACAUGGCCCACGAGAAACUGUCCUACGCGUUCAGCGUGUGGAGGAUGGAAGACGACUGGAACUCGAAUCUCUGA
Dufourea novaeangliae is the source of this 1098-nucleotide messenger RNA. RefSeq names its product protein twist-like. NCBI's taxonomy places the organism in Eukaryota, Metazoa, Arthropoda, Insecta, Hymenoptera, Halictidae. Gene Ontology annotation, biological process: regulation of transcription by RNA polymerase II; developmental process. Gene Ontology annotation, molecular function: protein dimerization activity; RNA polymerase II transcription regulatory region sequence-specific DNA binding; DNA-binding transcription factor activity, RNA polymerase II-specific. The coding region runs from base 1 to 1098 and encodes 365 amino acids. The transcript is spliced from 2 exons. The record is from RefSeq and is a predicted model, not a curated record.